Molecule: messenger RNA, 915 nt
Organism: Fusarium falciforme
Lineage: Eukaryota; Fungi; Ascomycota; Sordariomycetes; Hypocreales; Nectriaceae
Product: Fungal-trans domain-containing protein
Exons: 5
Coding region: 1-915 (304 amino acids)
Cellular component (GO): nucleus
Source: RefSeq, a predicted model, not a curated record
AUGAUUCUGGUGGCCAUCUACGAGAUUGGCCAUGCCAUUUAUCCUGCGGCAUAUUUGACGACGGGGAACUGUAGUCGAUAUGGCAGUGCUCUAGGACUCAGUAAGACUGUGGAGAGUUUCGAUGCUUUCGAGGAGAACCAGAGUCUUAUGGAAGCUGAAGAAAAACGAAGGAGCUGGUGGGCUGCUGUGAUUCUCGACCGUCUUGGGUGCGCGGAACGUGCUUGUUUGUUUCCAGACCCAAGCAGCGGCAGCAUCCUCCCUAUGGAUGACGCUCUUUGGGAACAAGGCGGUCACAUUGAACGUCCGAUGCAUCGUCUUUCUUCACCCCCCACUGAAACGAUGGGCCGUUAUGGCCUUACCGCGCAAGCAGCAGUUCUACUGGGAAGAGUUUUCCAAAACAUUCAUGAUACCUCGGCAAUGGAAGGAUUCCAGGAAAACGAAGCAAGGAUAUUAGAUAGUACCUUGGUUGCACUGACAAACGUGUCGUUUCAAGAGGGUCGAUUCCGAGGCAUAGGCGUUUGCAGCCCAACCACAAUCUGCUUCAGUGCGAGACUUCUCCUCCACGACGAAUCGCGGUACCCAAGCACCAGGCAUCGAGCAAUAUCCGACCCUUUGACCCGUAUCAACAUCGAAGCUGACAUUGCAGCGCACAUGCUGCGCUUGGCGGACAGUGUCGGUGGAACGAGACGCUGUGGUAUUGAAGAAAUAUCUCCAUUCUGUUUGGAGCCCAUGUAUCGCUCCGGCAUUGUGUAUGCCCGGAGGUACAGCGAGACCGGGCAACAAGAGGACCAGCAAGCGUUUGAAACGAUCAAACAAGGACUUAGAGCGAUGGCUGGUCGAUGGAAGGCGGCAGGCAAGUCAUUAGAUGCUUACGUUGGUCUGCUCGAGGCUCGAGAGCUGACGGGUAUUUUGUGA